Molecule: messenger RNA, 2039 nt
Organism: Tripterygium wilfordii
Lineage: Eukaryota; Viridiplantae; Streptophyta; Magnoliopsida; Celastrales; Celastraceae
Product: IQ domain-containing protein IQM3-like
Exons: 9
Coding region: 222-1781 (519 amino acids)
Molecular function (GO): protein binding
Source: RefSeq, a predicted model, not a curated record
AAUCAGCAGAGAAUCCCUUUUAUAUUCUCAGCUCCCGAACUCCAAGCAACAACUCUCCACUCUCAAUCCCCAGACACUCUGAUCGUACAGGACCUUGUUUGGUUUAAAUUAUCUCCGCGUCACUAUUUCUUCUUUUUAACAUGGAGGUCGAAACGCAGUCCUCGCCAAACUUCGAUCGCGAAUAAAAAUUGCCCCUCCCUUAUUGUCGAUAUAAAGGCAAGAUGUUGAUUUCCUCUUCCAACCAUUGUUCUGGCGAUUUUCGGAGCUCCGAUUCGUCCAUGUUGGACAUUGAUGCUCCGGAAACCAACGGGGUUGAUUCUGCGACGGCGGAUGAUCCGGAAUGCUGCAGUGCCAAAUUGUCUCUGGCUCACAACGGAACUGAAGAGUUGUCGUCGAUCAACUGCGGAGAAGAAUUGGGCCACACCGCGACCCCGGGUGAUGUGAAUGCGGAGGGAGGCCCGUGUGAGUCGACCGCGGCGGUGAAGCUGCAGAAGGUGUACAGGAGUUACCGCACGCGGCGCAGGUUAGCAGACUCUGUUGUUGUAGCUGAAGAACUAUGGUGGCAGGCGUUAGACUUUGCUAGAUUAAAUCACAGUACGAUUUCCUUCUUCAAUUCGCCAGAAAGUGUGGCCUCGAGGUGGAAUCGUGUUGGAUGGAAUGCUUCCAAGGUCGGCAAAGGUCUGUCCAUAGACGCAAAGGCACAAAAAUUGGCUUUUCAACAUUGGAUUGAAGCGAUUGAUCCGCGGCACCGUUAUGGGCAUAACUUGCAUCUCUACUAUGAGGAGUGGUGCAAGGCAAAUGCUGGGCAGCCAUUUUUCUACUGGUUGGACGCAGGUGAUGGCAAAGAACUUGAUCUUAAACAAUGUUCAAUGUCAAAGCUUCAACAACAAUGCAUAAAGUAUCUUGGACCUCAAGAGAGAGAGAAUUAUGAAUAUAUAGUUGAGGAUGGAAAAGUCAUUCACAAACAAUCUGGGAGUCUCCUUGAUACUUACAAGGAAAACCAAGGGUGCAAGUGGAUAUUCGUUAUGAGCACUUCACAAAAAUUGUAUGCUGGUGAGAAAAAGAAAGGAAUGUUCCAUCAUUCUAGCUUUCUAGCAGGAGGAGCUACAUUAGCUGCUGGAAGGCUAAUAGCGCAGCAGGGGAUUCUUAAGUCUAUCUCUGCAUAUAGUGGACAUUACAAGCCUACAGAUGACAGCCUUGACAUCUUUUUAUCCUUUCUUGGGCAAAAUGGAGUAAACCUUGAUGAAUUUGAGAUACAUAAAGCUAGCAAAGAUUCCGACAGCUAUGACGAUGAUUUCAAAUCUAGUGGAAGUGGGACGCUGCCUGAACUUUCAGCAACGAUGGAGCCUCCUAAACCUGAUAUUGUCAAUGAGGAGAAGAAUUUGACCUCAGAAGCAUUCGAAGAAGUUAAGCCACCUGAAACUAAAGGUGAAUACAAAAGGACUUUAUCUGGUGGUCUUCAGAGCCCAAGAGCAGAGGUGACAAAGCAAGCGAUACUACAAAGAAUCAAUUCCAAGAGCACAACCAAUUCAUACCAAUUAGGGCAUCAGCUCUCCUUGAAGUGGUCAACAGGAGCUGGUCCAAGAAUUGGAUGUGUUGCUGACUACCCCUUGGAACUGAGGUCCCAGGCCCUGGAAUUUGUGAACCUAUCUCCAAGAACCCCACCUACACCAUCAACCUUGAGGAGGAUCAAUGGUCUUGCAUCACCGACUGCGCAGCAUACAUCAGACUGGAUUAAUGGUAACCCAUCUCCGAGAAUGCCUUUCACAUUAUCAACUUGAACUUACAGGAGGGCCACUGGUCUUGCAUCACCUGGUCCUACACCACAGCCGAGAAUGGACUUGGCUAAUGGUAAUGGGACCAUUGGUGACCGAAUGUCAUGUCUCAUCGGUUUCCAAGAUAGAUGUUUAAGUAGAUGUAAAUUAUCUGAUCUGAUCUCAGUCACUUCACUCUUUUUGUAAUGCUUGUAGCAUUAUCUGAAUUGCCUCCACAACAGCCGCUGAGCUUUCUUUUACUGCAAUUUACGCCAAAUUUUGCUA